GUGAUUUUUUUAUGCAAGCGUCAUAAUGACUAGGACUUAAUCUCACUUCCGGUCAGUAUCGAAACGUCAAAAUGGCUGAGUAUGAGAGUGUUUUGUGUGUAAAACCGACAGUUCAUGUCUUCCGAAUACCACCAAGACCUUCUAAUAGAGGAUAUAGGGCCUCUGACUGGAAGCUGGACCAACCUGACUGGACUGGAAGGAUGCGUGUUGUUGCGAAAGGAAGGGACCUUUCUAUUAAACUAGAGGAUAAAACAUCCGGUGAGCUGUUUGCACGAUGUCCUAUUGAGCAGUAUCCCAGCAUCGCUGUUGAGUCAGUGAUGGACUCAAGUCGCUACUUUGUCCUAAGGAUUAUGGAUGACAAUGGUCGUUCUGCAUUCAUCGGGAUAGGCUUCGAGGAUCGAGGGGACUCGUUUGAUCUCAAUGUGGCGUUACAGGACCAUUUCAAGCACAUAAAGCAGGAAAAGGAUGCUGAAUCAGCCGAGAAGAACCUUGAGAAGGGGCCAAAGCUGGACCUAGGCUUCAAGGAGGGACAGACCAUAAGGAUUAACAUCUCAACAAAAAAGAAUACUGAAGAAAACGGCUCCUCAAAGAAAUCUCGACCAAGGGCAGCUGGUGGUGGUGGGGGGCUUGGAUUUCUCCCCCCACCUCCUGGGGCAUCUGGUGGGAUUAAAAUCCCUCCCCCAGGGGGACCCAUAGGUACGACCCCACCCUCUAGUAUACCCCAACCACAGUCCAAGCCAGAAUCACAACAGGCCAUCGAUUUGUUUGGAGACUUUCCCUCCAAAAUGACAAUUUCUUCUAACGCAAGUUCCGCAAAUAGUUCUGUUCCAGUGCAAACAAAAUCUCAUGCACCUGCGUCAAAUGUGGACUUAUUAUUAGAUCUAGGAAGUGAUAGUUUUUCAUCUAGUUCUAGCCAGAGUGUAACUAAAGCCUCAAAUCAAGGUCAGAGUUCGCUAUUUGACCCCAAAUUUGACCUGUUGUCGGGGACAGCUGAUAGCGUGAAACCAGCUGGUGGCUCCGCUGAUCCCUGGGGAGAUUUUACCAGUGCCAGCAGUAGCAGCAGUUCUGAUACAGGCUGGGUGAAUUUCGCAUGACCAUGGAAUACCUAAUAGAACUCAUCAUUUGCUUCUAAAAGAAUCCCCGGAGUGCAUGUUGUUGCAAAAUUUUGGAGCUUAAAAGGAAAACACCAUUAAAGCCCACUGUGUAUAUGUUUAUGAUGGACAACGGAGACUGAAACAAUAUAUUCAUGAGUCAUAAAUGUAAAUAUUAGGAGGAUUGUUCUGAACUUGGUAAAAGUCAAUAACAUUGAUAAUGCCAUUGUCAUAAACUUUCAAAUCUUUAUUGCUCCACAAGUUUCAUUGAGAAACACUUGUUAUCUUCAAUUCUUAACCAUUUGGGGCUGAAAUUGAAAAAAAAUGAACAAAUUUUGGACCAAUUUUAUGCCAUGUUCUGUUACUGAUAUUGGUCCGGCAAUGGUUAAAUCAGUCGAGACUGGCAAUUUGUCAGUUUUUAGAAUGCCUGGUUUCAGUAUUCUUGAUUUCUUUAAAUAUAAGAGCUUACCAUGGCAUUUUUCCAAAGAUGUUGUUUUUCAUUUUCCUAACUUUACUAGAGUUCUGAACAAUCGAACUACUGUUUCAUGUCCCUGUCAUUAUAAGGAGUUGAAAUAGUGGUGCAAUGAUUCAUUCCUCAUGUGGUGUAGUUGUAUGAUUUAAAAUGACUUGAAAUGUUAUUCUGUAAUAUUAUACAAUAAAUGGAAUAAAUAUGUGAAUUGUCUGGCACUGCUGAAUGCUAUAUUGGUUUAAAAUACAUGAACUUGAAUUUAUUUACAUUUGAUGUUGGACUACCAUUUUGUUAAAGGGACUUGACACCAGAUGGUACCAUUGCAAGAAAAAAAAAAUUGUCAAAAAAAUACUUAAAAUUGAUAUAUCGUUGUGCUCAACGCAAUGCUACUAAAUUACUGAUGUAUCACCCCGUUGCCCCUUUUUACACGCCCUGUCAUAUUUUUCUCGCCCCCUUGCGCCCUUCUGGCCAUUCAGAUCGUUGUUUAUCACAAAGUUACGCCUUAAAAGUAUUUCAUUGGUCAAUGUCGCCGUUUCCUAAUCUGUCACAGAUCAGUGCGUGCUAAGGCACACGACCGUCAUCACCGCGGGUCGGAUUAAAGGUAAUUCACGCUUAUAAUCAGAGUGCUAAUUGCUGUUCAUUAUGACACAUUAUUCCUUGUCUGAGACAUCGAAGUUGUGCCUCUAAAUGUCGAUCUUUGAUGCCGAUGUUGUUACAGUUUUAAUUAAUUUAGCCAUUAAUAAUCGGUAAUCUCCUUAUCACAUAAUUGGGUCGUCUAUCAUCCAAUUAUCGAAACGUCCCAUGUUAACCAAUCAGAGAAGACACUGGUCAAAUGAUUAAAAGUUUGUUAAAUUGCGAUAGAAAAAGCGAAUAAUUGAUGAAAAAUGUUGUCAAGCAUUAGUAAACAAUUGAUACUUGCAGUGUAAAAACAAAUACUAUAUGUAUCUGUACUAAACACAGGUCUUUCACAUGCUAUAUAUACACAUUUUAAACUGGGAAACCGUUGUCAGCUUUUUUUGAACGGUUAAUCUCAACUGAGACAGUAACAGGAUAUUCUUUUAAUCAUGGAUGUAUUAUUGGCCUCAUACAAGCUCGUAUUAAUUAUUCUAGGCUUGUUUUGAGGAAAUACUGUAUUUGCAAAUUUGGGGCCAUCUGGUGUCUAGUCCCUUUAAGGCUGAACAGGCUUGCAGUGUUAUUUAAAUGAUAUUGUCUCUGAAAAUGGCAUUGUGUAUUCUAGGAUAAAUGCUGAUUCAUUUGUCCUUUGAUGAAUGUAUUUAUUUAUAUUAAAUAUUUUCUACGGUUAAUUUCAAACCUCCAAAUGUGUAAAAAUGCUUACAAUUUAUUUUUGAUUUUUUGUAUGAUUUAAAUGUACAUUCUAAAAUAGAAAAUAUUGUGUAUGUUCUUUCGUGAUUCAUUUAUCAGUACAAACACACAAUAAUCUUCACUUUAUUGAUAUGUACAUUUGUUCAAUAUUUCAUUCCGUAGAUAGAUGUGCUGUAAUAUUCUAUGUUAAGGCAUUGUUGAUGUAAAUUCGUUAUGGAGGAAAUUUGCUCUAAAUAAAUGAAAUUAUAAGC
Molecule: messenger RNA, 3134 nt
Organism: Mya arenaria
Lineage: Eukaryota; Metazoa; Mollusca; Bivalvia; Myida; Myidae
Product: adaptin ear-binding coat-associated protein 2-like
Biological process (GO): endocytosis
Cellular component (GO): membrane; clathrin vesicle coat
Source: RefSeq, a predicted model, not a curated record